UCCCCCUCCUCUACUUCCUCAUUCUCAGGACUCGGUUCUGACAGCCUCCUCCAUCAUCGCCCUGUGUCCGAUCUCCGCCGCCUCUUCGCUCCGAUCACCAUGUCCAAGCCGCCGCCCAAGCCAGUGAAGCCAGGGCAAGUCAAGGUGUUCCGGGCUAUGUACACGUUUGAACCAAGAACGCCUGAUGAACUGUAUUUCGAAGAAGGGGAUAUUCUUUACAUUUCAGAUAUGAGUGAUACAAAUUGGUGGAAAGGUACUUGUAAAGGAAAAACAGGACUCGUACCAAGCAAUUAUGUUGCUGAACAAGCAGAGUCAAUUGAUAAUCCACUGCAUGAAGCUUCUAAACGGGGUAACCUGAGUUGGUUGAGAGAGUGCCUGGAAAACAGAGUUGGUGUUAAUGGGUUGGAUAAAGCUGGAAGCACUGCUCUAUACUGGGCAUGCCAUGGAGGACAUAAAGAUGUGGUGGAAGCUUUACUUGCACAAUCAAAUAUUGAGCUAAACCAGCAGAAUAAGCUUGGAGACACUGCUCUGCAUGCUGCUGCAUGGAAGGGAUACGCUGAUAUCGUAGAGCUGCUGCUCUUGAAAGGAGCAAGAACAGAUUUAAGGAAUAAUGAGAAAAAGCUGGCUAUGGAUAUGGCGACGAAUGCUCAGUGUGCUUCCCUUCUUAAAAAGAGACAGGCACAAGGAGUCGUACGAACGUCCAGUAAUGCAGAAGAUUAUCUUGACGAUGAAGAUUCUGAUUAGUUUUCGGCUGUAAAAAAUAAAUACAACAAGUUUAGCUGCAAAUGUGUCAUUCCAGUAUGCCCCUCCAUUUAAACAGGACCUAAACUAUGCAACAUCGACUGGAUAUGUUUUAUUACUGUACCUACCAUUUUUUUGUUUAUUACAUUAAAAACAAUAGCACAUUGUUUUUUGUAUACUGUGCACUUAACUUUUGUUACUACGCCCUUUUGUGUUUUUUUUGUUUUUGUUUUGUUUUUUUACUUCUGGUUAUACAUACUGCGUCUGAUUAAUUUUUUUUUUCUUCUUCUUCUUUAAAAUUUCCAUGUACUUUUUUUUAAAAUGACUAAAAGUAAAGGCUAACGUUUAAUUAAAAUGUUUCUACUUGUUAGACAAUCAAAUUGGUAAUAUUUAAUUUUCGUUUUGCAUAUGUAAUAAAUGUUUCUUAAAAUC
Messenger RNA from Rana temporaria (common frog), 1173 nucleotides. It is a transcript of the gene OSTF1, whose product is annotated as osteoclast stimulating factor 1. Lineage: Eukaryota; Metazoa; Chordata; Amphibia; Anura; Ranidae. The transcript has 10 exons. Gene Ontology annotation, molecular function: protein binding. The record is from RefSeq and is a predicted model, not a curated record. Gene Ontology annotation, biological process: signal transduction. Bases 100 to 744 code for a protein of 214 amino acids.